GGAUCAGAACACCUCAAGAAACACCAGCGGAGACCCACAGGGAAGAAAUCUCAUUGCUGCUCUGACUGUGGGAAACGUUGCAAAUAUUCAUCAUACCUUAAAAUACACCAGCGAGUACACACAGGAGAGAAACCUUAUAGCUGUGAUCAAUGUGGGAAGAGUUUUACUCAGUCAAGCGCCCUGAAAUCCCACCUAAAACUACACACAGGAGAGAAACCUUUUAGCUGUGAUCAAUGUGGGAAGAGAUUUAUUAAGUCUAGCAAUCUGACAGUACACCAGAGAAAACACACAGGAAAGAAAUAUUUUAGUUGUAAUCAAUGUGUGAAAAGUUUUAUUACAUCUAGAGAUCUGACUGUACACCAGAGAACACACACAGGAGAGAAACCUUAUAGCUGUGAUCAGUGUGGGAAGAGUUUUAUUACAUCUAGCCAUCUGACUAGACACCAGCGAGUACACACAGGAGAGAAACCAUUCCACUGUUCAGAUUGUGGAAAAAGAUUCUCAACUUCACACAUUUUGAAGAUGCACCAGAAAACACACACAGGAGAGAAAUCGUAUAGCUGUGCUCAAUGUGGGAAGAGAUUUACUCAGUCAAGCUCCCUGAAAUCACACCGUAAACUACACACAGGAGAGAAACCUUUUAUCUGUGAUCAAUGUGGGAAGAGAUUUAUUAAUUCUAGCAAUCUGACAGUACACCAGAGAAAACACACAGGAGAGAAACCUUAUAGCUGUGAUCAGUGUGGGAAAAGUUAUAUUACAUCUAGCCAUCUGACUAUACACCAGCGGAGACACACAGGAGAGAAACUUCACCACUGUUCAGAUUGUGGAAAAAGCUUUUCAACUUCACAUACUUUGAAGAUGCACCAGAAAACACACACAGGACAGAAAUCUUAUAGCUGUGAUCAAUGUGGGAAGAGUUUUACUCAGUCAAGCUCCCUGAAAUCCCACCAUAAACUACACACAGGAGAGAAAUCUUUUAGCUGUGAUCAAUGUGGGAAGAGUUUUACUACAUCUAGCUAUCUGACUAUACACCAGCGGAGACACACAGGAGAGAAACCUUAUAGCUGUGUUCAAUGUGGGAAGAGAUACUCUGAUAAAAGUUAUCUGAUCAAACAUCAGAAA
Messenger RNA from Salvelinus namaycush (lake trout), 1122 nucleotides. Its product is annotated as gastrula zinc finger protein XlCGF17.1-like. NCBI's taxonomy places the organism in Eukaryota, Metazoa, Chordata, Actinopteri, Salmoniformes, Salmonidae. The transcript has a single exon. Gene Ontology annotation, biological process: regulation of transcription by RNA polymerase II. The record is from RefSeq and is a predicted model, not a curated record. The annotation marks the transcript as partial. Gene Ontology annotation, molecular function: RNA polymerase II cis-regulatory region sequence-specific DNA binding; DNA-binding transcription factor activity.